Molecule: messenger RNA, 870 nt
Organism: Sphenostylis stenocarpa
Lineage: Eukaryota; Viridiplantae; Streptophyta; Magnoliopsida; Fabales; Fabaceae
Source: the annotation of a GenBank genome assembly
AUGGCUCCGAGCUUCAACAACCGAAGAAUUGCUCUCGCUCUUCGCAUUUUCCUUCUCCUCUCCUUCUUCUUUAGCUUCUCAUCCACCUUCGCUCAGGAUUCGCUCUUGCAGAACGUGAAGGACGAUUCCGGCGGAUCUGUGGAUUUCGGUCGCCGCGGCAAAAUGGCGUUGAAUGAUAUAGAGAAUAGUUCGGUCUUUUCUCUUGGCUUGGAAUCCUCUGGUCCUGGACUCUUCGAUGCCUUUUUUGCGAGUCUAUCGAUGAUCAUUGUCAGCGAGAUCGGGGAUGAGACGUUUAUAAUAGCAGCUCUUAUGGCUAUGCGUCACCCUAAGUCAAUUGUCUUAUCUGGUGCGCUUAGUGCCCUGUUUAUAAUGACAGUACUUUCUACUGGGCUAGGCAGGAUUGUGCCAAACUUGAUUUCUAGGAAGCAUACAAAUAGUGCCGCUACAGUUCUUUAUGCUUUCUUUGGGUUAAGGUUACUAUACAUUGCAUGGAGAUCAACAGAUUCAAAAUCCUCACAGAAGAAAGAAAUGGAAGAAGUUGAAGAAAAACUGGAAGGUGGACAAGGGAAAACUACAAUUCGACGUUUCUUUUCAAGAUUUUGUACACCAAUUUUUUUGGAGUCCUUUAUUUUAACAUUCCUUGCUGAGUGGGGUGAUCGUAGCCAGAUAGCAACAAUUGCUCUGGCGACCCACAAAAAUGCACUGGGAGUAGCAGUUGGGGCCACUAUAGGACACACCAUCUGUACCUCCCUGGCAGUGGUGGGAGGAAGCAUGCUGGCAUCCAAAAUUUCCCAACGCUCAGUAGCCACUGUUGGUGGCUUGCUCUUCCUCGGAUUUUCCGUAUCUUCUUACUUCUACCCACCCCUAUGA